AUGGGUGGUGCAAACACUUACAACUUCUUGGUGGCGGCUGCGGUCACCGUUGGUGCAUUCACCUAUGGAUUCAACAACUCGGUUAUCGCUCCAGUUUAUGGAAUGGCAGGCUUCUUCAGCUACUUUGAACUUUCCCCUGAAGCCGGCAACCAGCAAACAGCCAGCGUUAUUGGAGCUGCCAAUGGCCUCUUCUUCGCUGGAGGCAUGCUCGGAUGCUUCACGAUUGCAUGGAAAGGGGAUGUUCUUGGACGAGUUCGCAAUCUACAAAUCGUGGCUGCUAUAUGCCUAGUGGCCGCCAUCAUCCAAGGCGCCUCGGUCCAUAUUGCCAUGUACAUAGUCGGAAGGUUUCUCAGCGGCUAUGGGUCGGGCGGUAUGAUUGCCUUGAUUCCCAUCUAUCUGUCAGAGAUCUCACCACCGCACAUGCGUGGCCGUAUGGUCGGCCUCGCUGCCGUAGGACAAGUCCUUGGCUACUGCACCGCCGGUUGGGCAGGAUACGGAUGCUAUUUCGGAAACACCAACAUGUCCUGGCGCUUGCUGACAUUCAUCUCGCCGACUUUCAUUCUUACUGUUUCGCCCUGGCUGCCCGAGUCCCCUAGGUGGCUGAUUCUGUGCGACCACCACGAACGGGCCUUCGCUACUCUGCAGAAAUUGCAUCACAAGACUCAAGACACGCAAGAUAUCUUAGCCCGGGAAGAGUAUCUACAAAUCAAGAAACAGGUCGAUCUGGACAGUUCAAAGCCGCGGACUUUGCUCGCAAUACUGAAAAUCCCAUCGUAUCGGAGACGAUUAUUCACGGCGAUGCUGCUGGAGUUCCUUUUCCAAAGCACUGGUGUGCUUGUGGUCAACAACUACCAGGUGUUACUCUACAACAACUUAGGCCUUACGGGGUCUCUCCCUCUCAUGCUCUAUGCUGUUUAUUGUUCAUGGGCGGGGAUCGUGAACUACUUGUCUACCUUCUUCAUUGACCGAUUCGGGCGCGUUAAGAUGAUGAUCUACGGAACGAUCGGCUCAAUCAUUAACGUUGCCCUUCUGAUGACGAUGAUCGCUGUAUACGGUGGCACGUCUAACAAAAUCGGCAACGGCUUCGGUGUCUUCUUCCUGUUCUUCUUCGUGACUUGCUACGGUUUCGGUAUCGACCCUACCGUUUACGUGUACUUGUCAGAGCUGUUCCCCACUCACAUUCGCGCGCAAGGUUUUGCAAUGGGCAUCGCCAGCUUCCUUGGAUCGGCCUUGGUGUACAAUGAAGUUGCAGGCACCGCCUUCGCGACCAUCGGCUGGAAAUACUAUCUCGUCUUUGUCUCUGUGUCGGCUGCCGGUCUCCCCUUCUUGAUCUUCUGCUGUCCUGAGACCAAAGGCCUCACUCUCGAGGAGGUGGGCCAAUUGUUUGGCGACGAAGUCGGUUUGGAUCUAAGCCACAUGACAGCCGAGCAAAGAGAGGAACUUGACCGAAAGUUAUUGUCCGAGGCUGGAAAGGUCCCGAUCGCGAACGAAGGGACAGUUGAACAAGUGGUAUCAAAGGACGGGACCAGCAUAGUUUCGCAUUUCGGGAAAGUCGCCGAGUAG
This is a messenger RNA of Cladophialophora bantiana CBS 173.52, 1563 nucleotides long. RefSeq lists its product as uncharacterized. Gene Ontology annotation, molecular function: carbohydrate:proton symporter activity. The transcript has 9 exons. Lineage: Eukaryota; Fungi; Ascomycota; Eurotiomycetes; Chaetothyriales; Herpotrichiellaceae. Gene Ontology annotation, biological process: carbohydrate transport; transmembrane transport. Gene Ontology annotation, cellular component: membrane. Bases 1 to 1563 code for a protein of 520 amino acids. The record is from RefSeq and is a predicted model, not a curated record.